Messenger RNA from Metarhizium brunneum ARSEF 3297, 792 nucleotides. RefSeq lists its product as uncharacterized. The record is from RefSeq and is a predicted model, not a curated record. Lineage: Eukaryota; Fungi; Ascomycota; Sordariomycetes; Hypocreales; Clavicipitaceae.
AUGACUCAAUAUGAUUCCCUGAGCUCGACAUACGACGUGUUUGACACGCUACCCUAUAGACAAAUGGAAUGGGAGAACGUUUACCGAGCAGUCAGCCCGUUACUACGGCCCGGAAUGAAAGUACUCGAAUUAGCGUGUGGCACUGGCUGCUACACGUCAAGAUUUUUCGAUUGGGGUGUCACGGACAUGACGGCCGUUGACAUAUCUCGUCCCAUGCUUGCCGAGGCUGCCAUUCGAGCACAUCAUCACAUCGAGGCCGGAAACUUGCGACUCGUUGCGGCAGACGGUACCGAGACUCAGUCAUUUGCACCCGACCACAGCUCGUGUUAUUUUUAUCUGGCGUUUGGCGCUUGGUUUUUAAACUACGCCGAGAACAAAGCCCAGUUGAGAGCCAUGUUUAGAAACAUGGCGCAAAACCUUCGCCCCGGCGCACCCUUUAUAGCCAUAGUGCCUCAUCCGACCGAUGAUGUGGGUGCUCGAGGUGAAAUGUAUAAUAAGCCACCGUUUAAUAGAAUGUUUCCGAGAAACAAGUAUACAGAACCUCUGGAAUCGGGCGACGGUUACGGCCUCCGGGUGCUCCUGGAUAAUAAUGGCGUCGAUUUCAUGACAUGGCACAUGAAGCGAGAGGUGUACGAAGAAGCGGCCAGACUUGGUGGCUUUCAAGGACGGUUAGAAUGGAGGCGUGAAUUUUUGCUAGAUGAUGUUUGGAAACGACGGUUUGACUUGACUAGUGAUGAGUGGCAAAUAAGGGAGGCAAACCCUCACUUUGGAAUCCUGAUUGCCUGGAAAUAG